Molecule: messenger RNA, 759 nt
Organism: Colletotrichum acutatum
Lineage: Eukaryota; Fungi; Ascomycota; Sordariomycetes; Glomerellales; Glomerellaceae
Product: dienelactone hydrolase
Exons: 3
Coding region: 1-759 (252 amino acids)
Molecular function (GO): hydrolase activity
Source: RefSeq, a predicted model, not a curated record
AUGGCAUCCAACCCUCCCGGACAAUGCUGCACCGUCGGUGUCAAGCACGAAGGCACCCCUCAGGGCAAGAAGAUCACCGUCGCCGGCAAGUAUGAGGGCUACCUCGCCGAGGCUCCCGCCGACAAGGCACACAAGAACACCGGCCUUCUCUACGUUGCCGACGUCUUUGGCAUCUGGAGCAACUCCCAGCUGCUCGCCGACCAGUUCGCUGCCAAUGGCUACACCACCUUGAUCGUUGACCUCUUCAACAAGGACCAGCUUUCUGUCCCCAUGCCUGCUGGCUUUGACAUUAUGAAGUGGAUCGCCGAGGGCAGCGAUGGCAAGAACCCCCAUAACAAGGAGGCCAUCGACCCCAUCAUUGUCGAUUCUCUCAAGUACAUGCAGACCGAGCUCGGUCUCACCAACAUUGGUGGUCUCGGCUACUGCUUUGGCGCCAAGUACGUUGUCCGCCACUACAAGGACGGCAUCAAGGUCGGCUUCGUAGCCCACCCCAGCUUUGUCGACGAGGACGAGCUUGCCGCCAUCACAGGCCCCUUCUCCAUUGCCGCCGCCGAAACCGACAGCAUCUUCCCCGCCGAGAAGCGUCACAAGUCCGAGGAGAUUCUGCAAAAGACGGGCCUGGCAUACCAGAUCAACUUGUACUCUGGCGUCGAGCACGGCUUUGCUGUUCGCUGCGACUUGAGCAAGAAGGUUCAAAAGUACGCCAAGGAGCAGGCCUUCUACCAAGCCGUCGCUUGGUUCGAUGAGCACCUUUUGUGA